UUUUUUUCAUUUGACACCAAUAUAAGUGCGUUUAAUGAAGCAGGAACUUAGAAAAAUUAUCAAUUAAUAAGAGUUAAUUUUAUACCGUUUUUGCAUAAUAUAUCAUUUCAUUCCAACAUGGUUAAUCUAGUUGUUUUUGCAAGAGCUGCCGUUGGUCGGUCUAUGUCCUCUACUAGACCUUUAUUAACAUCAAAUUUGAACGGAAAUAAGUUUACGUCAAGGAAUGAAUCAACAGGUUUUAAUUUUGAGCCUUCAGAGGAAAGUAAAAGUUUUAUUGAAUUAUCAUCAAAGUUUACUCGUGAUGAAAUUAUACCUAAAGCUGCCUACUACGAUAAAACUGGUGAAUAUCCUUGGGAUAUCAUCAAAAAAGCCCAUUCCUUAGGAUUAAUGAACUUUUUUGUGCCAACAAAAUAUGGUGGACCAGGUCUCUCUCUAACUGACAGUUUAUUGAUUGGAGAAGAAAUUUCCUAUGGUUGUACAGGAAUUUCAACAGUUUUGGGUAGCAAUGCCCUUGCUGGUGCACCUAUCCUUUUAUAUGGAUCAGAAGAGUUGAAGCAAAAGUACUUAGGAUGGAUUGCUUCAGAGCCAGUUAUGGGUGCAUAUGGUGUAACAGAACCCGGAACUGGAUCUGAUGUUUCAGGAUUGAAGACUAAAGCUGUAAAAAAUGAGGACGGAGAUUGGAUCAUUAAUGGACAAAAGAUGUGGAUCACCAACGGAGGUACUGCUAAGUGGUUCUUUGUGCUAACCAGAACGAACCCAGAUCCUAAGGCUAAAACUAGCGAGGCCUUUACUGGUUUUGUUGUUGACAGAGAUACACCAGGAGUUACACCCGGACGUAAGGAAUGGAAUAUGGGUCAACGUUGUUCAGAUACAAGAGGCAUAAUCUUCGAGAAUGUCAAAGUUCCCAAACAAAAUAUGGUUGGACCUGAAGGUAAAGGUUUCUUGGUUGCCAUGUCAGCUUUUGACUUUACUCGUCCAGCUGUUGCUGCUAUGGGUGUUGGGUUAGCUCGAAGAUGCCUUGAUGAAGCAAGCAAAUAUGCAUUGGAAAGGAAAGCGUUUGGACAGCCUAUCGCCAAUUACCAGGCAAUCCAAUUUAAAUUGGCUGAUAUGAUGAUUGGAGUUGAAACUGCCAAACUGGCUUAUCUUAAGGCUGCAUGGCUUCAUGAUAAUGGAAAGAGAAACACGUUGAUGGCCUCAAUAGCUAAAUGCUACUCUGGUGACAUUGCUAAUCGAUCAGCAACUGAAGCGGUUCAAGUUUUUGGUGGCGCUGGUUUCAAUGCUGAAUAUCCUGUUGAAAAAUUGAUGAGAGAUGCAAAAAUAUUACAAAUUUACGAAGAAACUGGAGAAAUUCAAAGAAUGGUCAUUGCUCGUGAACACAUUACAGAAUUGGCUAAGAAAGUAAUGUAAUUCCUUAAUUCGAAUGCGUAAACAGAGUUAACCAAUUUGAAUUUUUCUCGGAUUUUUCAUCAAAUUCUGAACCAACAAAUUAUUAUACCUCAAAAUCAUCUGAUAUAAUCAUCUUUAAAUCAUAUCUACAAAUCUAAAUAUUUUAAAUUAGAGCGCAAAUAAUUGAUUCAAAUCAGCAAAAUGUUUAUUCAAAAUUAAAUUGAUCGGAUCAACUCUCAGUCUUCUGAA
Molecule: messenger RNA, 1635 nt
Organism: Tetranychus urticae (two-spotted spider mite)
Lineage: Eukaryota; Metazoa; Arthropoda; Arachnida; Trombidiformes; Tetranychidae
Source: RefSeq, a predicted model, not a curated record